Siniperca chuatsi (mandarin fish) is the source of this 2594-nucleotide messenger RNA. It is a transcript of the gene actr5, whose product is annotated as actin related protein 5. Gene Ontology annotation, cellular component: Ino80 complex; cytoplasm. Bases 48 to 1934 code for a protein of 628 amino acids. The record is from RefSeq and is a predicted model, not a curated record. NCBI's taxonomy places the organism in Eukaryota, Metazoa, Chordata, Actinopteri, Centrarchiformes, Sinipercidae. The transcript is spliced from 9 exons. Gene Ontology annotation, biological process: regulation of DNA-templated transcription.
GCACCACGCCUCCACUCGGCUGUAUUUUACAGUGACUCACUUCCAAAAUGGCUUCUAAAGGGGAACCGGUUUAUCAGAUUUUCUCAUUUCAGGACUGUAAAACCUCUCCAGACCCGAUUUUUGAGCUCCCCGCCCAGUGCCUGACCCCUACACCGGUCCCGAUAGUAAUAGAUAACGGCUCUUUCCAAACCCGCGCCGGCUGGGCGGCUCCAGCGGCGGAGUUUGAGUCACCGCGGCUGCUCUUCAGGUCGGUGGCGGCGCGCAGCCGUGGGGCCGCCCGCAGCGAGACCCAGAUCGGUAACGAUAUCCCAAACCUGGAGCCGCUUCGGUGGCUGCUGAAGAGCCAAUUCGACCGAAACGUGGUGGUCAACUUCGAGAUACAGGAGCUCAUCUUCGACUAUGUGUUUACACACCUGGGCAUCACCUCAGAGGGCAGUGUGGCACACCCCAUUGUGCUGACAGAGGCGCCCUGUAACCCGCUGCACUGUCGACAGAUGAUGUCAGAGUUGCUGUUUGAGUGCUACUGCGUCCCAUACGUGUCCUACGGUGUGGACGGCUUGUACAGUUUCUACCACAAUAACACUCAAAGGAACCUCCAGCCACCACACACUGGCAUUGUUCUGUCCUCAGGAUACCACUGUUCACACAUUCUGCCGGUUAUCAAUGGCAGGUUGGAUGCAGUGAACUGUAAGCGUGUGAACGUGGCUGGAAGUCAGGCAGCGUCCUACCUACAGCGCCUCCUCCAGCUGAAAUACCCAGGUCACCUCGCCGCCAUCACACUCAGCCGGGUGGAGGAACUUCUGCAUGAACACAGUUACACUGCUGUGGAUUAUCGUGAAGAGCUGGAAAAGUGGCGCAGCCCAGAGUUUUAUGAGCGGGAGGUUCACCGUAUACAGCUUCCCUUCUCGGGUAAGGUGCCGGGCGGCUGUGUGAGUGUGGAGGAGAGGCAGGAGAGACGAGCUCAGCAGCUUCGAAGGCUUCAGGAGAUCAACGCUCGCCGGCGGGAGGAGAAGCUGCAGCAGGACCAAGAGAGGCUGGACAGACUUAUGGCAGUACAGGAGCUGCUGGAGGAUGGCCUGUUGGAUCAGUUUCAUAAGAGCCUGGUGGAGCUCAACAUGGACUCAGCUGAGGAGUUGCAGUCGUACAUCAACAAACUGCAGGUGGCUGUGGAGCAGGGCAGACAGAAACUGCUGCACAGCGAAGGAGCAGAGGGAAAGACGGAGGUGUCUGAGCUGGAGCAGCCGAUGGAUGAGGGAGACGGAGUGGCGCUGAUGGAUCCUGACUUCCCUGAGGACACACUGCCAGAAAAACCUGCUAAUGUAGUUCAGCCCAUGUUCAACAUGGCAGAGUACCACCAGCUGUUUGUGGGGACGGAGCGUCUGCGGUGUCCAGAGAUCCUGUUCCAGCCCUCACCAACUGGAGAGGAACAGAUGGGACUAAUGGAGACGCUGCAGUACGUCCUGGCCAGGUACACUGCAGAGCAGCAGGAGGCGCUUGUGAGCAAUGUGUUCCUUACAGGAGGGAACAUGCAGUACCCUGGGAUGAAGGAGAGAGUGGAGAGAGAACUGCUGGCUAUGAGGCCCUUCCAGUCACACUUCAAGGUGACAAUGGCGUCGCGGCCAGCCCUGGACGCCUGGUACGGGGCAAGAGACUGGGCCUUGGAGCAUCGACCUGGACGAGGGGGAGGAGCGGCAGAGGGAUGGAUCAGCAGACAGGACUACGAGGAGAAAGGAGGCGAGUACCUGAGCGAGCACUGUGCCUCUAAUGUUUUCAUUCCCAUGAAAAUUGCCAAACCAGUUCCUGCUCGCCCCAACGAGCCCUCUGUUACCACACUGACAUCAACUGGAGCUUCUGCUGCCGUCACCACGUUUACGUCUGCCCUGACUCCCUCCUGUUCUACUGUUGCUGCUGAUGUUUCUAUGGUUACCUCCUAAACUGGGCUCUCAGAGUCUCUGAUGUUUACUUUUUUGGUUUACUCACUUUCAUUCAGUUUAACUUCUAACUAACAGUCUAACUACAUCAGUUUGUGUCCUCUACCGUUUCCAAGCAUUCCUUUCAACAAACUCCAUAGAGGAGGUGUGAACUAAUUGAAGAUUCAGAUAGGUGAUGCUGCCUAAGCAUGAUUGUAACUUCAAAGAAUAAAUCUCAAUGUGGUCUACUAUUAGGCAUUUCUCUGUGGAAAUUUAAAGAAACACAUCACCAAACAACAAUAAAAGAAGAAAUAUAAGGUACAUUAGCAGUAGCUGUAUUUACAGUGUUAAGGCAUGGAUUUUACCUUAAUGUACCGGCAAAGUCACCAUUCAGGAAUGUUGAAGGGGAUUCACUUCCUGUCUGUUCUUAAUCUGCAGGGAGACUUCAUCUAUUCACACACUGUUUUUGGUGACUUCUGUAACUUCUUGAUUGAAACUUGUUUUGGAAAUAUAGUUUUGUUUUAUUUCCAUUAUGCCUGGCGAAACUACAAGAAACCAUUCAUAUUGAAUGGUCAUCAAAUUAAUGAUCUUAAAAGGUCUAGUGGGAAUAUUUCAUGUAUUACCAUGUAAAUAGAAUUUGUUGUUUUUAAUGUUUUAAAAAAUAUAUAUUUUCACCAAUGGAAA